Danaus chrysippus (African queen) is the source of this 450-nucleotide messenger RNA. The record is from the annotation of a GenBank genome assembly. NCBI's taxonomy places the organism in Eukaryota, Metazoa, Arthropoda, Insecta, Lepidoptera, Nymphalidae.
AUGCUAAUACAUGCUGAUUUGAGACCAUGUACAGACCAAGACGAAUUACGUUUUAGAAGGAGGGCUUUACGUGAUGCAGUCAUAUGUAUAGGAUGGCUUAAAUUAAUAUCCAUUAUAUGCUACAUAAUUUUGUACUUUCUAGUACAUGCUAAUAGUAAAGGACAUAUGUCUCGAGUUAUUCAAAUCAUGGUUUUGGCUCUCGUACCUUUCAUAAUUUUGAAUGGGGUGCUGCUUUUUUUUGGAGCAUUAGAAGAGAAAUUGUGUGCUCUAGAAGUCGGUCUUUGGUUGUGCCUUAUAAUAGCAGCGUAUAAUACAGCAUUAGGAGCACUCGGAGGUAUAUUCUUUAUACGGACAGGAUAUUUGACUGUGCAUUUCUUUCUUGCUGUUAUAUUUGGAAUUUUAGCGGUAUCACUGUACAGUAAGUAUUCUGAAAGAACUUUAUCGUAUUGA